UCCACCUGAUGACGUAACAAUGUCAUAAUGUUUUGAUUACCGGCGCGGUCGCAGUAAAGGGCUCCUUUUUACGAUGGAAACCGACGAGAGUGCCGUGUUGAUGAUCAUGUACGAGGAUGAGUCGGUAGAUAUCCGGUAUAGGAACGGAGCGCGGUUGCAGCUGUCGCCGUGCGGCUCUGAAUUCCUGCUGGUGAAAGCCUCAGACUCCCGCCGACAUCCACUGCAGCCCGCUGAGAAAGUCCGACAGAGGACCAGGUUCACCAUCAGCACAUACAAGAAGCUGAUGUUGGCUGCACUGGCAUUUAGAAAUAAGUAUGCCCGUCAACCAUAUCUGCCACAUGAACUUAUCUCUGCUGAGAACAAAAAGCCUUUUUUCAGCAUUGAUUCAGCUGUACAUUGGCCAGAGGUGUCAGCCUCUCUGGCUGAAUUCGGACUUGGAGGCGAGACCAUCGUCAGGUCAGAGGAGGGACAUGCUGUGUUGGUGCUGUCAUCCUCCGGUGAAGAAUUCACAGUGGAGUUCAUGUGCAGCCUCAGUUCUGCUCGUAAUCAGCACCGCAGUGUGCAGCAAGUGAGCAGAGAUGAUAGCUACGGCAGACAAGAGCAAGCAAGCAGUCCAAUACCCGAUAAUACCAGUGAUCACACCGAAGUGGUCCGGCACGGAAGAAGAAACAUGAGGACAAUGCUGACCAGACCGAGGUCUUGUUCUCCUCAGAUGAUCAGCGAUGGGCACCAAAAGCCUGAACAGGUGUACCAGUCCACCACAGUGGUCCAGCAUCAUUCAUGCUGUGCAGUUGCUCCCAAAUGGGCCUACCCUCUUUCCGUGGCUCGCCAUCACUGGGCAGCUCGUUUCUCUAAAGCUAAAGAUGUAGCGGAUAGAGGAGCUAGCACUUCGAACCAAUCAGACAAGACAAUAAAGAAAUUGGACAUAUCCUGUGAAGGCAGAAGGUCCCGUGUUCCUCAGGCGCUGCCUCUCACGUGUCCAACGCCUCAUCGGCACAGGUGGAAGGUUAAAGAUCCCCUGGCCAAAGAAGAACACACAGACCUUCCGACUGAGAUGGUAAAGGUAGUGUGGUGUCAGGGAGUCACUUACAGGAUACUGAGUGGAUCUGUCUCAGCUGUUGAGGUUUCCCCAGGGGAUGGAUCAGUCAUCCGCUCUAACCGCAACCUUAACUCUUAUUUUACGCAUCACAAAACUGAACUCCAGUCAGGGCGGGUCAAAGAGGUAACCUACCAUUUAAACAACCUUCCACCUGAUGUGCUUGGACAGGCCUACUCUGUUUGCUCUAUUGUGAGUCGUGCAAGCAGGAUCCUGGCUUGCUACAACCAGGCCUUGAAGUCACUGAAGUGUCCAGCCUUACCCAGCUGCUUGCAAGAGCUCGAAGAUGGAUAUUUUUGUAAACCAGCAGCGUUUGAAGAAAUGGUGUCCAUUCCUGUGCCUGCUGAGCAACGCAUGAGUGUGACAGAGGAAGCAGGCAGUUUAUCAGAGCUCGUUGCUGCAGAGCUUGAGAAGAUAAAGCGAUUCACCUUUCUGCUGGAGAACAGUCAUGUGCUGAGAAGUGGAAAAGCACAUGCAGAUGAGGAGGAAAGACCUGCAGACGUCACUUGUGAGCCAUUAAAUGACAACUAUGUUGCUGAAGCUCUUCAAAGGACAUCCAAAGCAAUUCAGGAUAUUGACGCUCUCGUAUCUGCUGCCACACUAACUUAAAACAAUCCUUAUGUUUAAGCAGGAAGCCAUAUUUGUGUGUUUGUCUCAAUAAAAAAUAUAAUAAAACUGUAUGGAAUUAUACUUAAAGUAUGUAUUACUAUGUAAUGGGGUUGCAUAGACUUUUAAUAUUUUAGUCUACUUAACAACCCCAAAAAAGUUGGGACACAAUUUAUUCAUAAUGGAACAUAAUCAAAUGUUUCAAUUAAGACAUUGUAACAUUUUAAGGGGGGGGGAGUUUUAUUUUGAAUUUGAUGGCACCAAAACAUCUUAUAGCUGCUGCGUAGCAUCCUUUGUUCUCUUAACCACAGCCCAUAACCAUCUGGGAAGUGAGGAGACCCAUUGAUGGACUUUUGGGUGAGGAAUGGUUUACCAUUGAUGUUUGAUAGGGGAUUUGAGCAGUUCAGCAGUCCAGGGUGUUCAUUGUUGUAUUUUUGAUUUCAUGUUGCGCCAAAUGUUUUCAGCUAGUGGAAGGUUUGGAAUGCAGCCAGGCCACUUCAGCACCCAGACUCUUUCACUAUGAAUCCUUGCUGUUUUAACAGAUGCUGGAUGCAAUUUGUUUGUAGUUCUCAUCUUCAAACAUUAACAUUGGCAAAUAGUUUAUGCUGGCUCUCCUGACUGGGGUUUUCAGCUCAAUGUCCCGGAUUGCGUUCUAUCAUCAGGAGGGCAUUAGAUCACAGUAGGGAGGAAAAUCAGAGCUCCAGCAGAUCCAAUAUAAUAAAUUUCAAAAGGAAUCUAUUUUGGGGUUUAGUGUAGGGAUCAGACUUUCAAAAUAAAGCAUAUUCAGAUUGCUCUGACAAGACAGCUCUGUAGUGCUUCUCCUGUCAAAGCAGUGCAGAAUCAUUAGCAUUUCUAUAGGUGCUAUGACCUGAAGUUGGACUGAAAAUCUGUACAACUCAAAAAGUGAACAGAAGUGGAGACCGCACAGUCCUCUGUGAUGCUCCAGUGCUGCACAUCACCUAAUCAGACAGAGGUCCAUCCAGUCCCAGGCACUGCAGUCUCUCUGUCAGGUAGUCAGUAACCCAAAACAUUGUUUUAAAUUCAAGAAACUGAACUUCUUUAAAUGACCAAACUGAUAGAUGCAGUAAUACUAAGCAUCUGAAUCUUCUUUGCAGUUCAUUUAAUGUCAGGGGUGAAUAGCUUUCAAUCUAUUUUCCAGAUCUGUGUUCCCUUGUAACCAUAAACUUUGGUUGCAUUAAACUACGAACUCAGUGAACUAUGCAGCACAUUUUGUUUACAUUGUAAUCAACCGGCAGGGAUUGGUUUCCCAGUCUCUGUUAUCAUCCAGUGGAGACAGCAGCUGCCAUUGCCCCAGUGAGUCAAAACAACUAAAUAGUUUAUGGCUGAAGAUUUUUUAUUUUUUUGAGCGAGUGACUAUUGACACAUUUUAAAUCCCUGAUUUGCCAAUUAUGUACAGUAGCAGAAUGAUCUACCUAAUACACUCAGUAAGCUCAUAGAUUAUGGGGAAGAUUAAUAUAAAAUCUCUCAUUACAACCCAUGAGGAUUUAAAAGAAGAGAAAGAAUCACAGAGCCAUCGCCUACUGUAUAACUUUGUAUCUAUGAUGAUUCCAGUUCACUAGCUGAUGCGCUCAGAGCAAAUGUAAAUUAUAAAGUUGCCUAUCAUAUCUCUUUCUCAUGUGACUUUACACUUUCUCUAUUUUCAGUGACUUAAUCAGCUGUUUCUAUUUCCUUUAGGCUGUUUGUUAAUAAAAAUGUAUUCAUAUUAAUUUUAAAAUAGGAAUACAUUAAUGUUAUUGAUGUUAAUGUAAAUAUAAUAGGCCUGCUAUAAGCUACUGCCAUACCGUUAACUUUUUUUUCUGAUUAGCUCACU
Molecule: messenger RNA, 3533 nt
Organism: Haplochromis burtoni (Burton's mouthbrooder)
Lineage: Eukaryota; Metazoa; Chordata; Actinopteri; Cichliformes; Cichlidae
Gene: cunh5orf34
Product: chromosome unknown C5orf34 homolog
Exons: 11
Coding region: 74-1705 (543 amino acids)
Source: RefSeq, a predicted model, not a curated record